This is a messenger RNA of Lemur catta (Ring-tailed lemur), 6084 nucleotides long. It is a transcript of the gene MTUS1, whose product is annotated as microtubule associated scaffold protein 1. Gene Ontology annotation, molecular function: microtubule binding. The record is from RefSeq and is a predicted model, not a curated record. Bases 261 to 4079 code for a protein of 1272 amino acids. Gene Ontology annotation, cellular component: nucleus; cytoplasm. The transcript has 15 exons. NCBI's taxonomy places the organism in Eukaryota, Metazoa, Chordata, Mammalia, Primates, Lemuridae.
CCGCCUGGCAGCGGCGGGGUCGGGGUGGGACCGGGGCGCCCCGCGAGGGUCCCGAGGGCGCCCGGGUGCUGGUGUCGCGGCUCGGGCUUGGCUCGGAGGCGCCGCGGGAACAACAAAUCAUUUUGUCUUCAAAGCAUCUUAGACUAAGAAACUUUCAGCUGUGCUGAAAAGCUUAUGAGGUGGAUAAUUUUUCCUUCCCUCUCAUUUGAAAGGAAUUGAAGAAGAAAUAAAAUGGCAGAGGCUUAAAGUUAAUAUUCAGGAUGAAUGAUGAUAAUGCAGAUGAUAAGACAGAAGAUGAAUUGCAAUCCUUACUUAUCAGUGAUAAAAAUGGAAAUACUUAUGCAUACAACCAAAACUCACCACCUGCACAAAAUGCGUCAACCGGAAACGUGAAUUGGAAUUCUGCCAACCCAGAUGACAUGGUGGUCGAAUAUGAAACUGACCCUGCUGUGGACAGUGGUGAAAAUAUUUCUUUAAAUCAUCAGCGUGUCAAAGUACCUGAUCACCAAAAGUCUUCAAGUGAUGUCAUUAGUAAGCAGGUGUUAGAUAUGCAUACAGAGUCCAUUCCGCAGUCUCCAGCAUUUGUUGUCGGUACAGAGAAGCAUGAGUAUCUGCCUAACAAUUGUCAUUCCCUAGAAGCAGUUCAGGACCAGAGUGUUAAGCCAUCUCUGCCCUUUGUAUGGAAGCCCAAUGAUGAUUUGACCCGUGGAGACUGCUCUCCUUCCUUGGAGCUAAACCAGACAUUUGACAUGACAGUGGAUAAAGUUAACUGCACCAUUAUAUCACAUCAUGCCAUUGGAAAGAGCCCAUCUUUGCCUACCACUGGAAGUCUGCCACCGACCAGUAUGAGAAGUGGAAAUACAUCUUCUGUAUCCCAUUCCACUUGGACGUCUUCCCAUUCUGAUAGGAUGCAUGCAAGAGAAACUAGUUACGACAGAAAGAACUUUGAAAACCCUCAAGCCACACCAUUAGAGGCUCGAGACACAACUUACACAGCGGUUUCUGAUGUAGUGAUGCAAACUGAGGUUUUUGUUCCAGAUACUGAAAAUCAGUGUCAGUAUUCUUCAGGAAAGGUCACCAGUGAGUACACAGAUGGGUCACAGCAAAGACUAGUUGGAGAAAAAGAGAUACAAGCUCCAACACCAGUUUCUGAUGGCUUGAAAGUCCCCAAUGGGUCUGUAGUACAAAAGUUCUUUUGUUUAUCUAAAGAUGAACCAAAUAGUGACACACAUUCACUGAGCUCAUAUGGGCAAAAGGAAAUGGGCCAAAAUCUGAGAGGGACAGUGUCCAAUUGUCUUACUGAUGAUGAAUGCCCUUUAGUGGUGCCAGCUUUUGAUAAAAAUAAAGCCCAAGUGCUGAGUCCAGAGCAUAAGGUCACUGUGACUAAAGACACACAAAUUGCCUCCAAUGAAAAGGAUUUGGGAACCCAAAAUUGUACCCCAGAAUUGAUAGUAAGUAGCCUGCCAGGACCAAAUAUGGUUUCGUCAUUUGAACUGACCUGGGAGGCAGAUAACAUGGUCAUUAGCACAAAUGACACAGUUUGCAUGUCAACACCAGUCCAGGAACCCACAAACAUAACCUUUUCUGUUUCACCUGUUCAAGCGACAGAGAAAUGUAAGAAAGUGGAGAAGAGUAAUCGAGAGCUUAAAAACUUACCAAACUUGAAGGGGGCACCUGUGAACAUGUCUAAACCCAGUCUCGGAAAAUCAACAACCAAAACAAAUACCCCAGUAGGCUGCAAAGUUAGAAAAACUGAAAUCAUAAGUUACCCAAGGCCCAACUUCAAGAACGUCAAAGCUAAAGUUAUGUCUAGACCAGUGUUGCAGCCCAAAGACCCUACCUUAUCCAAGGUCCCUCCCAAACCCCAGGUGACCAGUGUCUCUUCACCCUCAUCAGCAUCAUCCUCAAGACAGUCGACAGUUUUGAGCAAACCACCAAGAUCGGACUUGAGUGCAGACACGAAAGCAGAAAUCCUAAUUAACAAGACGCAUAAGCAGCAAUUUAAUAAACUCAUUACUAGCCAGGCUGUGCAUGUUACAACUCAUUCUAAAAAUGCUUCACACAAGGUUCCAAGAACAACAUCUGCCGUGAAAUCGAAUCAGGAAGAUGUUGACAAAGCAAGUUCUUCUAACUCAGCAUGUGAGACUGGGGCCGUAGCAGCGUUUUUUCAGAAGAUCAAAGGCAUGCUCCCUGUGAAAAUGGAAAGUGCAGAAUGUUUGGGAAUGACAUACGUUUCCAACAUCGAUAGGAUUAGCCCUGAAAAGAAGGGUGAAAAAGAAAAUGCGACACCUAUGGAAAAACAAGAGCUCAAACAGGAGAUUAUGAAUGAGACUUUUGAAUGUGGUUCUCUGUUUUUGAGUGCUGCUUCAAAAACUACAGCCACCUCAGGUAGGCGUCGAUCCACGCCUGACUCCUGCAGUUUGAGGAAAAUACCUACUCCAAAAGCCAAAGUGGGCCCUUCUGUUUCCUGUUUGAGGCGGAACAGCGACAGCAGAAAUCUCAAUUCUGAUCGAGCUUUAUCUCCGCAGAGGAUCCGGCGUGUGACCACUUCUGGAAAAUCUGCAUCCUUGAAAACUGUACAGCCGUCCUGGGUGAAUUUGCCGAGACCACUUCCUAAAUCCAAAGCCUCUUUGAAAAGUCCUGCUCUGCGGAGGACAGGAAGCACCCCCUCCGUUGGCAGCACCCACAGCGAACUGAGCGCUUACAGCAAUAAUUCUGGUAAUGCUGCUAUCAUCAAGUAUGAGGAGAAACCUCCCAAACCAGCGUUUCAAAAUGGUUCCUCAGGAUCCUUUUAUUUGAAGCCUUUGGUACCCAGAGCUCAUGUUCACUUGCUAAAGACUCCUUCAAAAGGUCCUUCGAGAAAAACUCUAUUUACAGCUCUUAAUGUGGUUGAAAAGGGCAGGCAAAAGAAUCCCAGAAGUUUAUGUAUCCAGACGCAGACGUCUCCGGAUGCACUGUCCUCCAAAAAAACCCUUGAAUUGGCUCAGUACAAGACAAAAUGUGAAAACCAGAGUGGAUUUAUCCUGCAGCUCAAGCAGCUUCUUUCCCGUGGUAAUACCAAGUUCGAAGCAUUAACAGUUGUGAUCCAGCACCUUCUCUCGGAGCGGGAGGAAGCGCUGAAACAACAGAAGACGCUAUCUCAAGAACUUGUUAACCUCCGGGGAGAGCUGGUCACUGCUUCCACCACCUGUGAGAAAUUGGAGAAAGCCAGGAACGAGUUAGAAGCAGCCUACGAAGGGUUUGUCCAGCAGCACCAGGCCGAUAAGACAGAGCGAGAGAACCGGCUCAAGGAAUUUUACACGAGGGAGUAUGAAAAGCUUCGGGACACUUACAUCGAAGAAGCAGAGAAGUACAAAACUCAGCUGCAGGAGCAGUUCGACAACUUAAAUGCUGCCCAUGAAACCUCUAAGUUGGAAAUCGAAGCCAGCCACUCGGAGAAAAUCGAAUUGCUGAAGGCGGCCUAUGAAGCCUCCCUUUCAGAAAUCAAGAAAAGCCAUGAAAUAGAAAAGAAAUCACUCGAAGAUUUACUUUCUGAGAAGCAGGAAUCGCUAGAGAAACAAAUCAAUGAUCUGAAGAGUGAAAACGAUGCUUUAAAUGAAAAGUUGAAAUCAGAAGAACAAAAAAGAAUAUCAAGAGAGAAAGCAAAUUUGAAAAACCCUCAGAUCAUGUAUCUGGAGCAAGAAUUGGAGAGCCUAAAAGCUGUGUUAGAGAUCAAGAAUGAGAAACUGCAUCAGCAAGACGUCAAGUUAAUGAAAAUGGAGAAACUGGUGGACAACAACACAGCGUUGGUUGACAAACUGAAGAGAUUCCAGCAGGAGAACGAGGAAUUAAAAGCUCGGAUGGACAAGCACAUGGCAAUUUCAAGGCAACUGUCUACCGAGCAGGCCGUUCUGCAGGAGUCCCUGGAGAAGGAGUCAAAAGUCAACAAGCGACUCUCCAUGGAGAACGAGGAGCUUCUGUGGAAGCUGCACAACGGGGACCUGUGUAGCCCCAAGCGGUCCCCCACGUCCUCCGCUGUCCCUUUCCAGUCACCCAGGAAUUCCGGCUCCUUCUCCAACCCCAGCAUUUCACCCAGAUGACACUUCCUGAAAGGCCAGAGACUGUCCGAGCGUGUUCUGAUCCAGCUCUGCAGGGCUGACGGUGAUCGUGGGAGCAAGAGCUCCCUUGGCUCACGUGUCAUUACCGCAGGAUAACUGGAAAAGUCACCGCCACCAGAAUCGGCUGCUUCUGAGACUGGAACUCUGGAGGGGAGACUCUUGGACUUGGUCCAAAAGACUCCUCCAGAAAAGAUUUCGGAACCGACGUGGACGUUAUUGCACAAAGCACUUAAAGAACGAGAGAAUCUUGUUCGUUGCCUUUUCACCUAAGCGUAAGGGGAAAAACUCUCAGGGGCCUAUUAAGAUAAAGAUUUAUAACCUUUGUAAUGUUCUUCACCGCAGACACCUUUCUUGUGAGUUUUAUUUUGGUCUGGCUGGGGGGUGGGGUGUGAAUGAAUUGCCUGUGACAGUGUCACGUGCCCGACGCAGUCGCCUCGGCUGUGUGUUAAGUCAAAAGCCGAACAUACCUGGAUACCUACUAAUCAAGUCAGCGUACACAUUUCAGCAAAAGCCAUAGCAAAAAAAGCAAUAGUCGCUUGAAUUCUGUCUUACCACCAACUCCGCUCAGCCCUGGGACACGGUGGGGAGAGGCUACGCUCUGUCCUUUCUCGGUAUGUUUUUGGGGUAACUCGUUGGCAGUUUCUCAAUGUUCACCCAUGUCCAUUGAAACUAGCUCGAUUUUUCUGUAAAUUUUUUUACUUACCCAUGUGAGCCAACACUAUACUACGAUCCAUUCUCUCAGGCUACGAGUAAAUGUAGGACCCUACUUUUUCUUAAAAAAUCCGUAUAUUUGUACCUUGAUCUAAGCUACCCUUGCAGACCCACACUGUCCCCUGCUCUCCCAUCAGCCUCAUCCCCCCUUUGCUUUCUCCACCAUCCAGAGCCACAAAAGCAAACCACCUACCUCCGACCUGCUUUUCUCUGGGACAAGGACAAAAGAACAUGCUUUGCCAGAGCCAGCUCAUCUUCUAAGGUGCUGAAGCCACUCCAAAUACACUAAGGCCUGGAUCUGGCACUAUAGUUUUGAAGAAAAUCUUAGAAUAAAGAACAAGGAAAAGUCAUUGGCUAGUAGAACUAAAAUAGGAUUCAGUGCUUAUGGAUGAAUUGAAGCACCUUGCGUUAAACCAAUGAUGCAGUAUUUAAUAGAAGAAAACAGUGUGGGAAGAUCAUGCUACUUUUUCAGGUACGGUUUGAGGAAUCCCUCUGGCUUUGGGAAGGUGAGAGAACGGCCAGAGAGUGGAAAAUAUGGCUUGUACGACUCUUCUCCAAGAUACAUUUCGAUUUCUUUCCAAAACUUAUUACCUCCCCCAAUUCUAAGACUUUGGAAAAGGCGGAAGGAAGAACUGUGGCUUUUUCUCCCUCUCCUUGCAUGUGUCAACAUUGCAAUGUAUUUACUAAUCUGCGUUCAGUGGCCGUACAAAUAACCCCUAUAGUAAGAAGAGCUUCAGGAUACUAGAGGUGGAUAUUUGAGUCAUUUACAUGUACAUUGCAUACCAAAUUGAUAUUCUUGAUGCAUGUUUUCUUUAGUGAUUGUCUGAAGUUUAACUUCCGGUAGUUUAUGACGUAUGUAACCUUCCACGUUUGCUUCUGACAAAUGAAAACGUAGGGUCACUGCCACCUCCCAGAAUGUCUCUGCUCACGCUUCCAAGUUGUUCUCGAUGACAUUAGCCAAAGUUGGGUUUGCCAUUCAUCCCCUACACAUGGUAAGUCUUGUGCUGUUCCCUGCUGUCCUCCCUACUAUGUGUCUGGGAAAUCUUAUAGCAAUUAAUAUAAAAUGUUCUUUGGAGGAUAGAACAGGAGAGAAGAUAGGAAACAAAAUAGAGAAAUUUUCAGUUUUGUUUUUUUUAAAACCAAAUGUUUCACGUAGGAUGCAAAAUGCUGGCACGUCAUAAAAAUAUGGAUGUGUAAACAGUUGUAGUUGUGCUCAGUUUGUAGUGAUGGAAAAUGUAUUUUACUUGGAUCAAAUAAAUAAUGCUGGAAUAUUCAA